Molecule: messenger RNA, 1077 nt
Organism: Anopheles maculipalpis
Lineage: Eukaryota; Metazoa; Arthropoda; Insecta; Diptera; Culicidae
Product: short-chain dehydrogenase/reductase family 16C member 6-like
Exons: 5
Coding region: 1-1077 (358 amino acids)
Cellular component (GO): lipid droplet
Molecular function (GO): oxidoreductase activity, acting on the CH-OH group of donors, NAD or NADP as acceptor
Source: RefSeq, a predicted model, not a curated record
AUGAAAAUACUCCAGGAUGAUAACAUUGAUAAUGCACUAUCCGUGUUUCGCAGUGAUAGGCAGUUCAUCGAUAAUUCAAACUCCGGUAUUCUACUUAGACCGCCAAGAAACACACGCGAAGACUCGAGCACCAACGACCGCCAAAAUGCAACGGCGAAUGCUGGCGUAAAGAUGUACAAUCUAGUGAUCCUCAUUAUCGACAUUGUCGCCAUGUUGGUACGAUGGAUCUUUCACACGCUGGAAUCAUUCUACCGGAUGGUGGUGCCACCGGCUGCCGAUACUGUGCACAACGAUAUCGUGCUCAUUACUGGCGCUGGUCACGGUAUGGGACGCUGCAUGGCCGUGCAGUACGCACAGCUCGGAGCGACCGUUAUCUGUGUUGACAUCAAUGAAAAGAUGAACUCGGACACAGUCGCCACCAUCCGUCAGCAGCGUGGUAACGCAUUCGGUUACAUUUGUGAUGUCACAAAUCGUCAGCAGGUCAUCGAGACAGCGAAGCAAGUGCAGCAGGAGGUGGGCGCCGUUACGAUACUGAUCAACAAUGCUGGCAUCAUGCCGACGCAUCCAUUGCUGCAGCAGACAGAGACAGAAAUACGCAAAACAUUCGAAAUUAACGUUCUGGCACACUUCUGGUUGCUGCAAAGCUAUCUACCCGGUAUGCUGGAGAAGAAUCGUGGCUACAUAGUAGCCAUGUCAUCCGUGGCUGGACUGUGCGGGCUCAACAACCUGGUCCCGUACUGUGGCAGCAAGUUCGCCGUACGGGGUGUUAUGGAGGCACUUGCCGAGGAGUUGCGACAGAAUGUGCGUAAACCACGCAUCAAAUUCACCACCGUCUACCCAUACAUGGUUGACACAGGACUCUGCAAACGACCACACAUGCGGUUUCCGACUAUGAUGCGCUUGGUAAAGCCGGAGGAAGCGGCCGCCGCCAUUAUUGAUGGACAACGUCGUGGUUUGGUGGACGUAUCGAUUCCCAAGUACCUGCUGUACCUGAACACCAUCAUACGCGUGUUUCCGUUGAAGGUGGGCACACUGUUGCGCGACUUCCUGGACAGCGGUGUCGAAUCGGAUCUCUAG